Molecule: messenger RNA, 813 nt
Organism: Oikopleura dioica
Lineage: Eukaryota; Metazoa; Chordata; Appendicularia; Copelata; Oikopleuridae
Source: the annotation of a GenBank genome assembly
AUGACGAUAAAAUUGAAGAAAUUCUUCAAAUGGCUGCGGAAAGGGGGCGCUAAAGAGCAAGAAACAGCUGAAAUCGCGAAGAUUGAUAAUUUGUCGAACAGCGAAGAACUGGUCCUCUGUUCGCUUCCAGUGCGCGCCCAGUUCGCGUUUAACCCGACGCUGUCGAGAGCGCCGAGCUUGGCGCAGUGCGGGCCAUUGCGGGACACAGCUGUGCGCAAAAGGGUUAUGCGUCACACGUCCGACGUCUCCCACCGCCACCGCACUGCACGUCACUUUGAUUUUAUUAAAACGCGCCUUGACGAGCUGCACGAGUUAGCAGAGCUCGACCGCCAUCCAAUCGUGUCACCUCGCACGCGUCCUGGACGAACAGGCCUUCUUAAAUUUGCGAAGACAGAACACGUUUCUGGCGGAAGCAAUAGAAGCACCUCAUUGAUGGAUCUAAGGAUGCCACCGGUGCCCAGUUCGCCGCUUAUGCCACUUUGGAAGCGCAGUAAUCCAAGUUUGAGUGGCGAUGCAGAUGAAUCCGGCUUCUCGGAAACGUCUGAGACAGAUUCAAACAUUUCAGACUCUUCCAAAUGCUUGAGUUCAGCAAGUAGCUCAAAGGAAGACUCUUGUUUGAAAGAAAAGGUAAAAAAGGUAGAUAGUUUGGACGACUUGGCGUUCUUCGCCGCGGGUGGAACGCCUUUUACGCGUCGCCGCGACGGCCCCAUCAGGAGAGAUCGCAAAACCGUUCUGUUGAACAGGUCCUUGAGCUGCGCUAAUGCAGUGCACCGAAGCCAGCUGAAUAUAUGUUGGUCGGGAAUCGUCGUUUGA